This is a messenger RNA of Drechmeria coniospora, 672 nucleotides long. RefSeq lists its product as uncharacterized. Lineage: Eukaryota; Fungi; Ascomycota; Sordariomycetes; Hypocreales; Ophiocordycipitaceae. The transcript has a single exon. The record is from RefSeq and is a predicted model, not a curated record. Bases 1 to 672 code for a protein of 223 amino acids.
AUGGGUAGUGACUGCGACGGCGGGGCGGAGAAUAUGAGGCAUCAGACGUCACCUGACAGUAAGAGGCCCGGCGACAAGGGGCAGCCCCUGGUUGGACUGGUACGCAUGAUGAAGGGGGCGUCUGUUGGAGAUUCAACGCAGGCAGCAUUUCGAUCUCCUCGUGCCAACACCUCCGAUUCCCGGUCAGGGCAUUUCGAGUCAUCGAUCGUUGCACCAAACGCACCGCUUCUCGCCAAGCGUUGGCCCCUAUCGGUGCCCCGGCCUUCCAAGUCGCAACUUUUGCGGCGGGAGCACUUUCAUGGGGUGAAACCUACGGGAGGCGAGAGUGGAUUUCGGACACCAAAGUUGAUCAUCUGUCUAGUUUGUGGAACGUUACGGAAUCCAGAUCGGACCAUCCACAACAGGCUCUGCAGAUGCUUCUGCAAUCAACAAGAGGGUGAAGAAGCAGACGAUAUAUUCGUGGACAUGGAAAUGGGAGGACUGCUCAAAGAGGUUCUAGACGAGGAACUCCGUGGGGACCUCGAAUGGCACACAAGGGAGGAGCUUGAAGCGGAUGCGGAAGAAGAGAAGGAAAAGGCUUCUCUGCGUGCCAUGUUCCCUCUGCUAUAUGCACGUCUCGCCAUUCGAAGUCGUGAGCACACAAAGGAACCCCGGGCUCGCGGACUCCAGUAA